Anisakis simplex (herring worm) is the source of this 1428-nucleotide messenger RNA. The record is from the annotation of a GenBank genome assembly. Lineage: Eukaryota; Metazoa; Nematoda; Chromadorea; Rhabditida; Anisakidae.
AUGAACGACACAACGAUCAUAUUCAAUCCAUCAUCCGAGUGUUCGUCGAAUCUACAAUGUCGUUGCUUGACUAUUUCUGCCUACCAGUGGUCAUUAAUACGUACGUUCGACGUAUCGUCACAACAACUCGCUAUCGAUGAGUCUCUCUUCAAAAUGUUAGCCAAUGUUUGGAGCAUUAAUUUAUCCAGUACGAAACUACCACUAUCAUUUUCUAAAUGGCUUACUACCACCACUAGCAUCAGACAUCUCAAUCUGAGUUCUGCAAUUUUAACAAUAAGUAAAUGGGAAUGGUGUGCUGAGAAUCUGGAAUGGUUAGAUAUAUCGAAAAUGAGUUUACGUUAUUUAGCAAUUAGCAGUAACUGUAAACUUCGUUAUUUGAAUGCAAACAACAACGUUCUUGAAUCAGUGUUCCUUGCUUCAACAACGCUUGAGAUUGUUCUGCUGGAACACAAUCGCCUCAAGUCAUGGCCAGUACCUCCGACUGGUAUUGCCCUAACACGGUUACAUACAUUAUCGCUAACAAACAAUCAGAUCGACUACUUGCCCGAUGGUGCUCUCGUUCACUACCCGCAACUGCAAAAUCUUGAUAUUUCAAGGAAUAUCCUGUGUAAUCUUUCCGUGGCUUCGUUUCCUUCAAUUGGUAUGCAAAUUCGUUCAUUAAAUGUUUCACACAAUCGUUUAGCAACAUUUGUACAUCCCGUUUUGCCAUCAUUACUACUGCUUGAUUUAUCACAUAACUCACUUGUAUCACUUGAUUCUGAUUUGCUGGCUGGUUUACCUCUCUUGCAACACUUUUAUUUGAAUUCUAACGUUGAGAUAUUCUCGCAAUGUCAUCAAACGUGUUGGUUGAAUGCGUUGAUUCAAAUGUUGAAUUUGGUUGAGUUGAAUUUAUCCAACUGUCAAUUGUCUCGAGUACCAGAUCUAUCACCAUUUGAAGCACUCCGAAGACUCGAUCUUUCGCGUAAUAAAUUAACAACCAUCGAUGGUUACAUUUUACCGAAGGGCUUACAACGACUUGACGUGAGUCAAAAUCAUAUUCAUACGUUAACCAAUUUCAGCGUUGAAAAAUUGACUUCACUGCAAGAAUUAGAUAUAUCGCGCAAUCCACUGCUUUGUGAAUGCACACUAGCUGAAUUGAUACCUUUGUUCGAUGCGCAAAAACUCAAUAAUGCUGAUUUAUAUUAUUGUUUUUCGGGUAGUUGGCAAUAUCCAUUACGAUCCUAUAUUGAUAAUGUUCAUUCGUGUAUUCAUUCAACGUCACAAUUAUUAACAGUCUUAUUGAAUGCAAUAUUCAUUUUGAUGAUCACAUUCACUAUGUUCAUUUUCAUAACAUUUUUACUGUGUCGUUACCGUAUCCACCAAACCAUUUUUAUACCAUUUAAAUAUACACCACUCACAAUGAGUGACGCGAAUGCUGUUGACUUAUGA